Messenger RNA from Copidosoma floridanum, 2262 nucleotides. RefSeq lists its product as uncharacterized. Gene Ontology annotation, biological process: cilium organization. The record is from RefSeq and is a predicted model, not a curated record. Lineage: Eukaryota; Metazoa; Arthropoda; Insecta; Hymenoptera; Encyrtidae. Gene Ontology annotation, cellular component: cilium.
AUGACGGAGCACAGGGGCGCCUCGUUUGCGCACUCGUGCGUCAAAGUGCCGCUGGACCCGUACAGCCGACAACCGACGCCGGCUUACGAGAGGCCAAGAACUGAAAAGUCUAUCUUACCUACAAAGUCGCACUCGGCGUCGUUGGUGACUUUGCCCUGCGGGAGGGAAGAGGACCGGUGCAGCAGAAUGGACAACAGAAUCCUAAGCGAGCUGUUGAGCGCCCGCGAGGAGCACAAGCUUCUGGAGCACGUGCAUCGUAGGGACGGCGACUGCCACGAGGACAUGCACCACCUGACAAACGAGCAGUUCAAGCAGAAGCUGGACCACCUGAAGCGCAGGCAGCGCAUGCUCCUGAAAAAUCUGCGCAACUGCCUCGAGCAGGCGGACCACGACGAUGCCGCCAACAACUCCGGAAAAAGUGAGGAAACGACGGCUCGAGCGUGCAGCAAAUCGCCCCGAGGUUGCACCGAGCGUAACAACCUCCCAACCGAUCUCGCCCUCAAGGGCAGACGGUGCAACUUAUUGGAGCAGGCCAACAGUCCCCCCUUGGGCAAUUUCUCCUGUCUCGCCGAGGAUCAGGAUUUCCUCACCUACAGGCGCAACGAUCCCGAGUUGUGGUUGCACAGGGAGCGCGGAAAGGCCGCAAAGACCCUGCGCAACGAGAAGAUCCUGUCUUUGGACAAGUGCAGCCUGUGGAGCUCGGGCAGCGAGUCCAAGAGCCCGGCCGACGAGAGCGACGAGCCGGGGGUGAAAGUCGAGACCAAGAGCUUGCCGUCCCUCAGUCCCGAGCGCUGGCAGCCCACGGCUACAAAACCCUUCAACUUUGGGCUCAGGUACACGUAGGCGUGCGCCAAAAUAAAAUAAAACGCAACUUUACCCUUUGUUUUUUUCGAAAAAAAAAGGGAGGUCACGGAAAAGUACCUGAACGAACAGCCCGAGUUGAAGCAGCAACCGAGCAAGGGUAGAAACCCGGCAAAGAAGCGGCGCAUGAGACCGGUGCCCCUCACCUCGAAAAUACCCCUCUACGACAAACUCAUGGCGGAAAAGGAGGAAAGAAGCCGAAUCGUACGGGAGGAGAGCGCGCUGAGCCUGUUGUCGCAGGUGCGGCCCUUCAAGCUCGAGUGCGAGCGUCGAGCCUUGCGCGCGCUGUCGCGUUCGAGUCCCGAGCUAGGGCGCACCUUAACCAACGGUACCGGCAAGCGCGGCCCCACUCGCUUCAAGGCGAACCCCGUGCCGCGGGGCCUCUUCAGCGCCGACGUCUACGACCGCAUGCUCGAGGAAGAGUACUUCAGGAAGUUGCAGAAGCGCAUCCGAGCCUCGGAGUUGCUCAAGUCGGCCUCGCUGCCUCCGUCCAUGGCGAGGCGCGAGCGCUGCCGGUCGGCCUCGUGUCCGCGCUCGAGGUCCGCGGCCAGGAGCACGGCCUCGUCGCGCUCGCGCAGCUGCAGCUCCAUCGCUGGUAAUCGGGGCUGCUGCGCCCCCCUCCUCACCGAGCACUCGAGGUGCUCGGCCCUCGUGUCCACCCUACCCAUCCACGGCACCAAUCUCGCGGCCAUACUCAGGGCCCAAGCUGCCAGGGAAAAGCUGGAGCGCGAGAUCCAAGAGAGGCUGGAGGAGAAGCGUCGCGAGCAGAUGCUACAAAUGCGCAAGACGCUGAUCGGUAGAAAGCCCGCGUGGAGGGCUCUUCGCUUCGCAGCCCGACACGAGCACGAGAGGGACUUGGACUUUCGGGCGUCGCUGCGGCGGGACGAGGCUCGGGAGCAAGCCGAGCGCCACAAGCUGCACAUGGAACUGAUGCUGGACCGCGUCACCCGCAUACCUACCCUCUUCGAACGAUACUCGCAGGAUGAGACGCUGUUGCAGAGCUUCCACCGCGGCAGGGAUAGCCCGACGAAGGGCGAGCGUAUCUCCGGCAGGGGGAAGAAAAAGAAAAAGAAGAAGCCCGUGGGCCAGCACCAGAGCUCGAGCAGCACCGAGUCGUACAUAAGCCUGAACAGCAACAACAACUCGAGGCCGAGCUCGGGUUCGCUGAGCUCGCCGACUCCCCCGGUUUGCCCGUGGAGCGGCUCUUUGGUGUCAUACAGGCUCGCUGGCACCGACAAGAGGAAGAACAACGACAGGGGUCCGCUCAAGGUGUCCAUCAACGAGACCGCGGAGCUGAUCGAGGACGAUGGGAGCUUUUCCGUGGAUUCGGCGAGCAGUCGGGUGCGCGAGGAGCGCGAAAAACGCGCCCUGCUCGGUGGGGAUGCUCAAGAAAAGGAGUGA